Aspergillus homomorphus CBS 101889 is the source of this 1024-nucleotide messenger RNA. RefSeq lists its product as uncharacterized. The transcript has 2 exons. The coding region runs from base 320 to 859 and encodes 179 amino acids. Lineage: Eukaryota; Fungi; Ascomycota; Eurotiomycetes; Eurotiales; Aspergillaceae. The record is from RefSeq and is a predicted model, not a curated record.
UCCGCAAACUGGGCUGCAGCUAUGACACCGCCUCCAACGGGCUGAUCGCUCUCAAUACAUACAAAAGUGCCUCCCGACGCCAUGAUAUAGUUCUCAUGGACAUCUCCAUGCCCGUCAUGGACGGCAUCACCUCAACCGAACAAAUCCGUCGGUACGAAAAGAAAAUGGGACUCAUCCCCACCCGCAUCAUCGCGGUGACCGGGCUCGGCUCGGCGGACCAGCAGCAAGAGGCGCUGGCCGCGGGAGUGGACGAAUACCUGGUCAAGCCCGUCUCGCUGAGCGGGCUGAAGAAAGUAAUGAAGAUCACCUAAUCAUCGAUAUGAUGCACGACUAUUUCCCGCAGUCUAGAUGUACACGGUCUAGAACUCGUUUCUGUUUUACCCCCCCCCAACCCGGGAUCGGAAUGACGGCGAUAGCUGGCCUCCGGAACGGAUUCGCUUACCUGUCACAUUAUCCAUCUUCUGUAGAUAAAGUGUGCAAAAGUACAUAUAUGUAUAUAAUGUUAGUGCUGGUACAUGGAUCACGACUUGAUGACUGUUGUAGAUCGGUAUCUGGUCUUCCGACUUUCAAGAUGACAUUUCCAUUGUGGAUGGAGGGUGGCACGGGGAUCAAGGAUAUAUAUACUUGCACUCGAUGUACGCAGUACAAAAGCUGGAUCACAGCCUUCAAGCUACUAUGUUUGGGACUGGGAUGUCUAAAUAAAGAUAGAGCGAUGACAACCAAACCUAUGACGGACGCGCCUGAGUUUUUAGUUUUUUCAUUCAUCUCCUGUCAAGAAAUAAGCAGCACGCGCCGACAGCAUGAAUCCGGGACGCUACAGACGCUUCAAUACCCGUUCCCAACUGAGCUGUCACCGUAGUUUCCUUGCAAACUGCACCCACAGCCCCCAGAUAAUAAAGAUGAAAUGUGUGAGUAAGUAAGCAAGUCGGCAAGUCAGCACUUAGCGAAAACAGUAUGCGCUGAUCCCGGAGCCUGAUAUUGGCGUUUUCUGAGAGAUAGGGCCUAAGUGACUUUUUGCUGGUGG